Molecule: messenger RNA, 1884 nt
Organism: Pseudomyrmex gracilis
Lineage: Eukaryota; Metazoa; Arthropoda; Insecta; Hymenoptera; Formicidae
Product: CDK5 regulatory subunit-associated protein 3
Exons: 9
Coding region: 249-1811 (520 amino acids)
Biological process (GO): regulation of mitotic cell cycle; regulation of cyclin-dependent protein serine/threonine kinase activity
Cellular component (GO): endomembrane system
Source: RefSeq, a predicted model, not a curated record
GAGUGUGCUAAAAUUUUCUAAUUUUAGCAAUUCGCUACAUUUAUCAGAAUUUCGUAACUUACAUACGUGUCACUGUCAUUAUCACCGAGAGACAGCCGUUGUUGGAGACAUUUGGAAUCUGUCACUUUUCACAUUGACACGCCGCGUUUGUUGAGCGUGUAACAGCUGUUAUAACCUGUUAUAGUUUCUUCUCUACCGAGGUGAAACAUAUAUAAGCUACUGUUGAGAAAUUUGUGCAAUUUUGCAAUAUGCAGGAGCAAGAUAUACCAAUUGACAUCAACACCGGGAAAUUGUUGGAUUGGCUGAUUAAUCGAAGACACUGUAGAAAAGACUGGCACGCGAGUGUCCUGCCUAUUAGAGAGAAAAUUAAUAAAGCAAUACAGGAUAUGCCCGCUCACGAUGGCAUCGUCUCUUUGUUAUCCGGCGCGUAUAUCAAUUAUUUUUAUUGCGUGAAGAUUGUGGAAAUCUUGAAGGAAACAGAAGCAGAUACAAAAAAUUUAUUUGGACGUUACGGGUCGCAAAGAAUGAAGGAUUGGCAGGAGAUAUUGCGAAUGUACGAGAAAAACAACGUGUACCUUGCCGAAGCCGCGCAAAUUCUCACGAGAAAUGUCAGUUAUGAAGUUCCCAAUAUUAAAAAACAGAUACAGAAGUUAGAACAGACAAUAACGGAUUUUGAAAAAAAGGAAACAGAAUAUAAAAAAUCAGAGAACAUCGCGCGCUCAGAGUAUAAUACGAUGUGUAAACAAUUAGGAAUAACUGGUUAUAGUACUGUCAGACGUGAGUUAAUGGAAAAAGUUAAAGAACUGCCAGAGAUUUAUCAGAAAAUAGCGGAGAAGACGAAAAAUUUGGAUAAAGUUGUGGAAUUUUACAGUGCGUUCGUUGAAUUUACUUUCGGCCAACAAUGCUAUAACGAUUGCGUACCGAUUAUUAAACAUGUGAUUGAAAAAGGAAACACAACAAUGUUCGAAUACACUUACGGAGAAGUGCCAACAUCGAUAAUCGAGCCGCCGUUAAACAUAAAAGCGGAUGAGGAUGAGAAUAAUGAGAGAACCAGUGCGAAUGCGGACGUCAAUACCAUCGACUUCGGCAACUUGGAUCUGGACGCACAAAUUGAUUUUGACGAAGUCAGUCCGAGCGCAGAGGGCGAUAUUGAUUGGGGAGAAGACGUUGCAAAACAACCUGCGGAGGAAAUAGAUUACAACAUAUCGGAAAUAGAUUACGAUAUAUCGUUGGAAGAAUCGGGUAUAGUUGUAGAGGCGGCAGGUCAUGAAGGUGGUGUAGCCACGGGAUGCAAUGCAUAUACAAUAUUAGACAAUCCGACGACAAGAUCGGAAUUUAUCGAUCAAUUGUUUGAGUUGGAAGCGUUUAUGAAAUUGCGUCUGUACGAGUUCAAAAGCGACGACAAGAAUAACCUCUUGAGCUUCAGUCAGAUGCAAGAUGCUUCCCCUAUUUUGCAACUUUCUACCAUAGAAACCACUCAGAAUAUGCUGGACAAUGUUCAAGUUGUUCUCUACGAAAUGUUGCACAACAAUGUCCAAAAUUUGCAUAACAUCAAACAUUAUCCGAGAUACGUGGACACAGUGGCUGCCAACUUGAAACAAAAAUUAAAUCAAAUCGAUAGAAUGGUGAUUCAGCAAAACUCUAUGAGACAAAUGCAGGUAGACGCGCAAAAUAAAAUUGAGAAAUUGCAUCCGUUGCUGAGGCUUGUUAUACAAAGAACCAAGGAAUUGCAAGCAGAGAUAGAGCAAGACAUUUCCAAACGAUACAAGAACAGAACGGUACAUCUGACCGGAGGUGUAAAUACAAUGUAGUUAAUAAUAAGAAAUUGUUGAAAAAACUUAUUAUUUUUAUAAUGUAUAUAAAAAAAUUCUAAAUUAAAAAACA